GAUUGGCUGCCGGAGUAACAGCAGAAAGUGAGUGGAACAGCUGAGAGUUUUGAGGAACAGUUGUAUUUGUGACAUCAUGCGUCGCCGCUCGGCUGGCGAAGCCGCAGGGAAACAGAAAGGCGAGAGAAACAGCACAGUGCGGAACUUGAGGAACUUACAGAUGCAAGGAUACUGUAUCACACCUUCAUUAGUUUCAUUAGUUUUUAUUAGAUUACUUUUUUUUUAACAAUGACAGUAACAACAUUGUUCGCUUUCUUGACUGUUGCAUCGUUGAUCGAAAAACUUCCCAUCAUCAACCAGACUCAGAUGAUUAAAGUACCAGAAGGAUCUAAUUUGACUCUACAGUGUCAAACUGAUCCAGAGAUCAACCUAGAGGACUUGGCCUUGGACUGGAGGAGAGUGGACAUCAAAAAUGUCUCAGACCGCUUUGUCUACUCCCGUCGACGUAGGACAGAUCAUCCUGUGAAACAGAUGCAGCGAUACAAGAACAGAGCAGAGCUGAUUAAAGAGGACCUGACCAGAGGACGGAUGACUCUACUGAUCCCCACAGUCCAGCAGUCUGACUCAGGACACUUCAGAUGCUUCAUCUCAAACCUGAGCGUCAGCUUUGUUUUCAACAUUAACGUGACAAAGAGAGAGGAUGUCGCCAUGACGACGUCCACUGUGUCUGGUCUUGUAGAGAAGAGAAGCCACUGGAUCACUCUUGGUGUCUGUAUUUGUGUCCUCCUUGUCAUUGGUUUCAUCAUUGGAGUCCUGGUGAAGAACAGAGGGAUUAGGAUUUACAGACGGAGAAUAGAUGAAGAAAUGGGAAUGCUGAGGAAAGAAGAUGAAGGAGACAAAGACAAGGACGGAGACAAAGACGAGGACGUCACCACAGUGAACGUGGUCAUGAACCUCCAGCAGGUUCAGCUGUGAUUCUGGAGGACUCUACCUUCAGUAGAGCAUUUAAUGAAUCAAACUCUGUUCAUAGUAGAUGUAUUUAUUCUGUUAACUAUGAUAUUAAUUUAUGUGCUACACUUUUACUUGAUAGUUGUUGUUUUACCUCUUUUUCUUUGUUGCUAUUUUAUUUUUUCUUGCCUUUGAACCUCUUU
Mugil cephalus (flathead mullet) is the source of this 1091-nucleotide messenger RNA. Its product is annotated as myelin-oligodendrocyte glycoprotein-like. Lineage: Eukaryota; Metazoa; Chordata; Actinopteri; Mugiliformes; Mugilidae. The record is from RefSeq and is a predicted model, not a curated record. The transcript is spliced from 5 exons. Bases 229 to 915 code for a protein of 228 amino acids.